Clavispora lusitaniae ATCC 42720 is the source of this 1008-nucleotide messenger RNA. RefSeq lists its product as uncharacterized. Lineage: Eukaryota; Fungi; Ascomycota; Pichiomycetes; Serinales; Metschnikowiaceae. Gene Ontology annotation, cellular component: plasma membrane. The record is from RefSeq and is a predicted model, not a curated record. Gene Ontology annotation, molecular function: phospholipid scramblase activity. Gene Ontology annotation, biological process: plasma membrane phospholipid scrambling.
AUGCUUAGACUUGGGGCACACUGGUCAAAAACGCUCGCACCCAAGUGGUCGAGACCACUUUCGCAGUCUACGCUAGCACAAUUGCGCAGAACCCGCCAGGUCCGGGAAAUCUCACCAGAAGAAGUUCGCCGUUUCGAAGAGAAGCGCCACAACCAGUUCUACCACCGGGAAAACCCAUCUUCUGACACCAAUGCAUACCGUGAGGCGCCAACACAGUUCCGCACUGUGUUUGAAAUGCCUCCCAAUGAAAAUGGCAUCAUCACACACGACGAUGGCAUUUAUGAGAUUCUCAAAGAGCCCACACUUGUCAUUGAGAGGCAGAUCGAAAUCAUGAACGUGGUGAUUGGUUUUGAACAGGCAAACAGGUACAAGAUCAUGAACUCGUUAGGUGAGCAAAUUGGGUAUAUGGAAGAAAAAGAUCUAGGAAUUAUGAAGGCCAUUGGUAGGCAGUUUUUCAGGUUACACCGGCCGUUUGACAUUGACAUUUUCAACAACUAUGGCGACUUACUCAUGACCAUAAAAAGACCCUUCUCUUUCAUUAACUCGCAUAUCAAAUGUCUCUUACCAGGCUUCAACCCCAUGGGGAAUCUUAUGUACGAGGUUGUGGGUGAGUCUGUCCAGAGCUGGCACUUGUGGCGGAGGAAAUAUAACUUGUUCAAGUUAGAGGAUGAGGAAACUGACGAAUAUGUUCAGUUUGGCGCCAUCGAUUCGCCUUUCCUUGCUUUUGACUUCCCUGUUAGAAACGAGGCUGGUGAUGUCAUUGCUUCUGUCGAUAGAAACUGGGUAGGUUUGGGCCGGGAACUUUUUACCGACAGCGGUAUUUAUAUCAUCCGCAUGGACCCGGCAAGUUUUGCAGGACUUGGUGAUUUGUAUCCAACUGUGGCCGGACCACUUACCCUUGACCAGCGUGCGGUUUUGCUUGGAAACGCUGUGAGUAUCGACUUUGACUAUUUCUCACGUCAUAGUCGCCCAGGAGGCGGGUUCUUCUCUUUUGGAUCUUACGAGUAG